Molecule: messenger RNA, 2423 nt
Organism: Bursaphelenchus xylophilus (pine wood nematode)
Lineage: Eukaryota; Metazoa; Nematoda; Chromadorea; Rhabditida; Aphelenchoididae
Source: the annotation of a GenBank genome assembly
AUGCUGGGCUUCAGUAAACGUGAGUUGCCUUCAAGCCUGUCAAAUUUAUAUUAUUCAUGUUACACUUGAUACCUUCUUACCUUAUUUUUAUGUUUCAGUCCGUUUUCUCGACUUUGUCGCGCCAUUUUGCAAGUUGGUGCCGAGCAUUGCGAUUCCGCAAAGGGAGGUCAAAUUUGGGGAGAAAUUGAUUUGGACAUUGUUGUCAUUGUUCGUGUAUUUGGUCUACUGUCAAGUCCCAUUAUAUGGUAUGUAAAAAAAUAUUUUUUUUAUCACACUUCAAUCUUAUUUCUUGCAGGAAUUGAGCAUGGAGACUCCGAGGAUCCUUUGUAUUUUCUUCGGCUUAUGAUGGCUUCGAAUCACGGCACCCUGAUGGAGUUGGGGAUCACUCCAACGUUGACAUCCUCGAUGAUUAUGCAGUUGAUGGCCUCGACUGGGAUUAUUCAAGUGGAUGGAACACGUAAAGACUUGAUCCUCUUGAGCCGUGCACAAAGACGUAAGUUUUUGAUUCGAGGGGAAGACUUGACACAUUUGGGUCAAGUGUUUUACUGAUAGAAUCAAGUGGCAGAAAUUCAAGGAAAUACGAAAUAGAGGCUUUUAGAUGCAAUACCUAAAUUUUUAUUUUUCCUGCACCGCGGGAAAGACUUGACCAAAACGUGUCAACUGUUCCUCUCAGCUAGAAUCCUUUCUCCAAAUGAAUUUUUUAUUCUUUGGACUUACUGUAACAUUCGUUUUCCAGUCGUUGCCUUGCUUUUUCUCUGGGGCCAAGCCACUCUCUACGUCUUCUCUGGAAUCUACGGUUCUCCAUUCGAGCUGGGCCUGGUCAACUGCAGUCUGAUCGUCCUGCAACUGGCCAUGUCCGGGCUGAUCAUGAUGCUGCUGGACGAUAUGAUGCAAUCCGGCUAUGGUCUUGGAAGUGGAACCAAUCUUUUCAUUGCUACAAAUCUCUGCGAAAUGAUUGUUUGGAAGGCAUUUAGUCCGCUGGUAAUCAGUGCCGGAAAUGGAAAAAAGUUUGAGGGAGCGGUGUUGGAGCUGGUCAAGCUGUUGAUCGACAAGGAGGAGAAGUUCCAAGCCUUUGAAGAGGUGCUGUUAAGGAAGGGAUUACCGAAUUUGAUGAGCUUAGGAUGGACGAUGGUUUUGUUCUUUCUGAUUGCGUAUUUACAGGUAAAAAUGGGAUGGAUGGGGAUGAAAUUAAGCUCGGAUCUUUGAUCUUACCAUCUCCAAAUUUUAUUUUCAGGCCUUUCAACUCGAAAUUCCCCUCGUUUCGGCCAAUUCUCGCGGCCAAACCGGCGUUUUCCCGAUAAGAUUGGCCCACACUUCCAACAUGGGCGUCUUCAUUCAAAACGCCCUUGUGUCUAAUAUCCUCACCAUCUCCAAACUCCUUUCUGUUAACUUUUCCGGCUAUUUCAUCGUCGAUUUCAUCGGCGUUUGGGAGACUAUGGAGAGCGGACGCAAUGAACCCACGUGGGGAAUAUCCUACUAUUUGACGUCCGUGAAUACGCUAGAAGAGUUCCAAAAGGACCCAUUUCGAGCAGUGGUCAAUGUCACAUUCACAUUGUUGUCGUGCACCUACUUUUCGGUCAUUUGGCUGAGGUUCUCGGGCAAGUCGGCAAAGGAUAUCGUGGAGAAAAUGAAGAGGGAGAAGUUGAUGGUUGGUGGGCAUAGACAUAGUAGCAUGGUAAGUAAAAAGUAUCAGAGGAAAAGAGAUGGUUGGGGAGCAAAAAUACGACUAUUUUGGAGAUGGUUGAACCAUUUUUCGGAGAAUUUUUAUGUUACACUUUGUGAUAGCGGCUCAAAAAAGGUUGUAAACUGCAUUAUAUUGAUAAGGGCAUGUCACAAAUCAAUUUUAAGUUGCAUCAAAUCGGAAAUUUUUUAUUUUUUCGUUGUUUUAGUUAAAGAGGAACACUUGACCCAAGUGUGUCAACUCUUCCCCUCGGUCAAAAAAUGGCCGAAACUGGUGAAUAUCGUGAGAUGAUUGAUUGAUAAUUUUAAAAUAGCUUCUAUAUUUUUUAAUGGAACAGGAGUUUCAUAAAAAAUUCGAGUAUAACAGCUCGCGCUACACAAUUGCAAUUCCAUCAUCUUUUUCAGACCAAAUACCUAAAUCAAUACAUUCAAACGGCCGCUGCUCUUGGAGGAAUUGGAAUUGGAGUGCUGUCAAUAUUGGCUGAAAUUUUGGGUAGGCUUUUUUUGAAAUUUCUUCGUAUAGAAGAAUAUUAUAUUACUUAUACCAAAAGCCGAUAAUUUUUUUACAUUUGCAUAUCUUGGUACUGUAUGUAAAUCCAUUAAUUUAAGGUGUGAUCGGCUCCGGGGCUAGUAUUCUGAUGACAGUCAACGUGAUCUGCAGCUAUUACGACGCGUUUGAGAAGGAAAAUGCUGAUGAAUCCAAGAAAAAAGUGAUCAGCCCGCAGAAAAUUGGACGCAAAUAG